AUGAACCAAGUCAUUCUGAGUCCGGUUUAUAUUCCACUUGGAAUCAGCCGGGGUAGAGACCAGCGGUUCAUUCCGACCACAGACGACUUCCUGGCUGUACGAACGAACCGCAUGCGGCGCGACGCUUCCCGCGAGCGUCUGUUUUUCUUGCUAGUGCUAAUCGGCGCGCUUCUGCUGCUGUCCGGAUUCAUGCUACGACACGAUAGUGCUGCGCCAUCCACUCGCACCUUUCGCGACGGCUUCACGGUGGCCGAGGACGCUGUGCGACGUACCGAGAAUGUCGCGACCAGCGACGCGUUGGACCGGAACGUGACUAAGCCUUUGCAAACUCAAGACCCUGAGGCGGCAGAUGUGCGGAUGACCACGAUCACGACAGAGAACGGCGACGAAAUCACUAUCAAGCGGGCAGCCACGUCGAAAGGCAACAAGGUCACGACCAUCUCCCGGGAUGAAGCGGGUAAGCUUACGAUUGAGGACGCUGCAGCUGAGAAAGCAGGCAGGGAGAAGACGGAGGUUGGGGCCGGGUCGACCGGAGAGGGUCAUGAGGAAGUGGAGCAAGAUGCACUCGACGACGUUGUCAUCGUUUCCCCGACAGCCGUGCGCCAGAAUGCGACUGAAAUAAUUAGACGCGAGGAAGAAGCGACAAUUGGCAGCGGUCAGAAAAGAAAAGUUGAAGAAGAAGUUGCCGUUACGCAUGGCAGCAAGAAGGUGACAGUCGUGCAGGUGGACCGAUUCUUGACCAAAGUGAGCCUUUCAGAUAUAGAAGAGAGUGUUGGGAAGGAGGCUACGCGAUAG
Messenger RNA from Peronospora matthiolae, 795 nucleotides. Lineage: Eukaryota; Oomycota; Peronosporomycetes; Peronosporales; Peronosporaceae. The record is from the annotation of a GenBank genome assembly.